Zerene cesonia (dogface butterfly) is the source of this 9148-nucleotide messenger RNA. It is a transcript of the gene nonC, whose product is annotated as serine/threonine-protein kinase SMG1. NCBI's taxonomy places the organism in Eukaryota, Metazoa, Arthropoda, Insecta, Lepidoptera, Pieridae. Gene Ontology annotation, biological process: phosphorylation; TOR signaling; negative regulation of macroautophagy. Gene Ontology annotation, molecular function: protein serine/threonine kinase activity. Gene Ontology annotation, cellular component: TORC2 complex; nucleus; TORC1 complex. The record is from RefSeq and is a predicted model, not a curated record. The coding region runs from base 122 to 9148 and encodes 3008 amino acids. The transcript is spliced from 7 exons.
UGGCGAUUGAAGUAUGAACUUCGACGAAAACGUUUGAGUGUCUGCUAAGUUUUUAUCUCGAUUUCUUUAAAUUUUACGGCCAUGUGUGGUAAUAUUAGCGAAGUUGCAAGAAAUUCUAGUGAUGAUAUCCACCACUGCAAGUAGUAGAGUGAGAAACCCUAAGGUUACGGAGAAUUCCGAUGCUCCAGAUCGAGAAGAAAUCGGACAAGAAAACACAACGGAUGAUAAGGUCAGAGGUUAUGUUGGUUUAUACGAUGCAUCCUCAUCAUUUGGUGGUCCGAGAGACAUCCGCUUACGGUCGCGGGGCCGCGUAUCGGAGUUCCGCCACUCCAGGGGAAUCGGAAGAGGAGGACCCAGGGGCCGCGGAGGUUUCCCGCCACGGGGUGACCGUGAUGAAAAUACCUUUAAAUAUCACGAAUCGUUAGCCAGUACGAACCAUGACACUUGGUCUCAAGGAAAUAAUAAUAAAUUUUAUGAACGAUCUGACCUAGUGGUCAACUUGCCAGAAGAUCCACGCAUAUCUAAACUUUUACGUCGUUUGUGUGCUGAAGUCGAUGUUGAGAAGUCGCUGGUUAUAUGCAGUAAGUUACAAGAUGCUGUCAUGUUACCAGAAAAUUCGAGGUACAUUAGGAGAUCAUAUGAUAUUCUUGUGGAGUCUUUAUUAGAUGUUUUAUAUGAUGCACCGGGGCCAGAAACAAAAGAAAGUGCUGCUGUAGUGCUUGGAAGAAUUGGAUAUGUUAUGGGCCCUGAUUUUCGCAAACAUUUAGAUUGGAUUGCAUCAACAUAUUCAGUUCAUAACACAUCUAUCAAACAUUUGUUAACUUUGUCAUUUUCUGAAACAUUCCAAUUAGAUUUCCAAACUCCCAAUUUGACAGAUUUUGCUGAGCUGGCCCUAGAAAGAAUGCAAACAAUAAUUGAGGGCACUGAUUCUUCUGAUGUGUUUAUGGCGGCAAUAAAUGCAAUGAUAGUUAUGUCUAAUUCUUACCCAGAGCACUUUGCCAAUCACUUUGUUGAUACAGUUGACAUACUAGUCGGUUGGCAUGUUGAUAAUGCCCAACCCAAAAAGAUCAAAGAGUUUGCUUUACAAGCUUUAUUCAAGUUGAGUCGCCACUGGCAAGCAGAUGUUGGAUUUUCUGUGAAUUUACUUAACCAAUUCAUAGAAGAUAUGAUGGCUUAUUCAGGAUUGGAUGAUAAAGGUGAGAAGGAGGAUGAAACUAAUUCACAGGAGGACUGUAUGCAAAAAAUUGCUUCAUUUCUGAAUGUUUUUAACACUGUGGUAAAAAGUUUGGGGUCUUUGUUAAGUCCAACUGUCUCACAAACAGUGUCAUGGGUGUUUUUAUCUGAUGCCUUGACAAAAAUACUUCAAGUGUUGACAGAAGUGCUACAGGAAGAUGCUGAUACUGAAUUAAUAAUAGCCGGAAAUGAAUGUAUUUCAUUACUUUUGAGUUUUCUACAAACAAAAUCAUCAUCAUGCUCAACUGCACUAUUUUCUCUUAUAUCUAAGGAAGUGACAAAUUAUUUAAAUGCGGGUGAAAGUAUUUGUCUUAGUAUUGUAAAUUUGAUAUCCACUACAAUAAAAGAAAUAUCGUCAAACCUACCAAUUGACUUCAUAGCACAGACUAUUGGACCUGAAUCGCUUUUGAGACCUUUGCGAUAUUCAGAAAGUGCACAAGUUUCACAAAGUGUAAUGAUGAUUUACAGCAAUUUACUUAACUUGAAAAACAUACCUCUUCUCCAAGAAGCCUAUAAGUUUGUUUUAUCAGACCUGCACAAUUCAUUGAGUAUAAUAAUACCAGAAGUACAGAUUAUAAAUGUUGAAUAUUCUGAAAAAGUGAGUAAAGAUGAUGCAGAAAGAAAUAUUCUAUUUUAUCUGCAGUGUUUAUCAGAUUUGGCAAACGCCAGUAACUCAAUUAUUGGUAUGUGGGCAUUGCAACCAAGCAUUUUGGAAUUAUUGGCUAUAAAAAUGUGCCCACAUAAUGAAAUUUUGACUAAAGAUAGACCAGCCUUGAAGUACUCUAUACUGUAUCUUUUAUACUCGCAUUGUAAGAAGAAUAAUCAUUUUAUUGCAUCAAGUGAUCUUGUCACAAAUUCACAACAGAGAGCUAAUGAUUUAUUUGGUCUGUCAAAUUUGAGCCUCGGUGAUGUAUCCGGAACGAGCCCUACUUGUGGUCAUUUAGCAGUAAUCUUGCAAACUCUGAGCAUUGUCUUAGAUGAACAUGUAAACAAAGAAACUUUACUGUUAGUAUUAAAUUGGAUAUCAGACAUAUUUUGUCAGUUGGAUAAAUAUUUACCAACUGUGAGUUUAUCAAAAGGAUUUCUUGUAUUAACAACUAAUAUGCUUGAUCUUGCAUACAGUUGUGAUGGUGAUGUUGUUCUUAAAGUUAUGAAAAAUUGUCACUACCUAUUAAAGAACAAGAGCUUGACUUGGAAUGUGAUGCUUCUAAAGACAAUGACAUUAAUAUGUCUGCUUCACAUUGAUAAUAAAAAUAACAUGGUAUCUGGACUGUGUAAGGAUGUACUGUUUCAACUUCCAUGGGACAUAGUUCAACAAGAAUUAGAUAAACAGACAGUCAAAAUAUUUGCUUGCCGAAAAGUAAAUCUGACAGUAAUUAAUUGUAACACAAAACUGAAUGCCCUAAAAGAGUUUCUUGUGAAAGGAUCAUUCUCACCACUACCCAACCAUCACUUUAAAUUAAUUAUCAACUGUCUAAUGGGAGUGACAGAUGACGAUAAGUCAUUCUUAUAUGAUAUUUUUAACAUGUCUUGGCCUUUGCAAUGCCUUGAAGGGGAUGAGAAAAAUCUACUGUUUUUCCGUCAGUGUGCUAGCAAUUUUUCCUCUAUUUGCAUAAGCUGGGCAUUAUCAGAACUUGCCCAAACAUGUAUUUCUCUCAAAUUACGAACUGCAUUAGGAAAGCCACAGGAAACAUUUACUAAGAUUGAGAGUGCUUUAAAAGGAAUUGCACGCGAAAUUUCUUUGCCAGAUAAUAAAUACAUAGCAAGUAAUGAGAAAUCAUUAUUGGAAAUAGUUCUUGCCGAACAAACAAGAGCUCGUUGGAUUAUAGAAUUUAUGAUGUUUUUGGAGAAAUAUACUUAUAAUGCUGCAGAAGGAACAGCAUCAGUCCUUCCAGCUGUUGCAAAAGCUGUGAAAACAUUUUUCCACACUAAUUGGUCGACAUGCCGAGAGUGGCAACAUAGAGUGAGACCCGCAGCUUUAGCAGUUAGCUUGUAUUCUGGACAUUUUGGAGCAACUGUUUACCAUGCUUCUUUAAUCCUGGAAAAUGCAGCAAACUCAAAAAGUAACGUGGACAUUGAAGCAAUUGUAAUAAGUAUUGCAAAAGCAUUAAUAAAAAUGCAAGAGCCUGAAGUUCUAUAUGGUCUCUUUGUAUGGAUUAAAAAGAAAUUUGACUUGAAGUUACCAUGGCUUAAAGGAGCUGCAGAACAAGCAAAUUCAAAGUAUGAAUUAGCUGUAGAACAAUACAGAAAAAUUAACGAAGCUAAGGCUACACAAGAAGAAUCUUCAACUUCAAUUUCAAAUGAAUCGAGGUUACACAAAUUUAUAACAGAGAAUAUAACUGAAAGUUAUAGAAACUUACAGAGCUGGGACGAAAUGAUAGAAUGGAUAGAAUCUGAAAAUGAAAAUUAUGAAGCCUUGAAUUACGAAAAGUACAACGUACUACGAAUGUUUGAUGAUAACAUUGAGUUGUCGAAUCUCGGCGAUUGGGGUGAUUUUGACAUAGAUACUAAAGAAAUACCAAAACAAGCUUGUUCAUAUCAAGGCUUAAUUAAUAAAAUUGAGUCAGUACUGACAACUACAGCUGUUAACAUAUUUUACAAUGAUUAUGACGAGAGAUAUGAUAUGCUUUUGAAAGAUUGUGCUAAAGUACUCAAUGCUAGUGCAGAAGAAUUUGCUCGUAAUAAUUCCAUAGGAUUCAUGAAAGAAAUAGCAGUGUUGCAGUUGGCAAAUAAUGGAUUACAAAAUUUAAAGAAUGGAAAAAUCAUUACCAACCCAUUUAAACCCUCUGUAAUUAAAGAACACAAAUAUGGAACUGAAAUGAACAAUCUGAAUCGUAUUUUGUGGUGGAAUCAAUAUUUCAUGAAAUUAAAUAUGAGUGAAGAGAAUGUAUUUUACAAUGAAUGCUUACGACUUGACGUCAUAAAGAGCGCAAGAAAGAACGUUAAUUUGCAAAUGGCGAAACGAGAAUUAUUAAAGCACUUUAAAAAUAAUCCAUCAUUCCAGCUAUGCUUAAAUAUUAACAGCUUAGAUGAUCUCAGUGACAUACUAAUGAUGUCUACUAAUACUUACGAUUUGGAUAUUUGGACAUUGAAUAAUGCAACCGCGUUAACAGAGUUAUGCAAAGUUACAUACGCUAAAGAAGAGACAAAAAUACAUGCUAUAAAUUUGUGCGCUAGCAUAUCUCUUGGGUUUUCACAGAGAUUGGCAAUAGGUGAUCACAGUUACGAGCUGCGAGAGAAAGGAACGAGAAUGUUAUUGACAUUAUCGAAAUGGGUGCAGAAUGAAAAUGAAAAUGUUUUAGAGAGUGAUUCGCCCUUAACAAAGUUAGUGUCAGCAUUGCCAGAAAUCGGUUUAGUAGAUAACAACAUUUCAGAAAACGUUAUACCUAUAUCAGAUUCGGCAGUCGGUAAGCUUUUGCAGUUCGGAGUAAACCAAUGUCCAGGCUUGGCGAAAGCUUGGGCAAGUUUUGCAGCGUGGUGCUUUAGAUGGGGUCGCAAAAUGGUCGAAUUUAGUUCGAAGACAGGAGAACAAUUGACAGAUAAUGAUAAAUUACAAAUAGAAAGCGUUAUGAUUGGUUGUUCUCCACAAGAUUUCGAGGCUGUUUGUGAAAUAUUGUCUAAGACUAAAGCCACAUGCGACGAGGAAGACAUAGAUUGGAACGAAAUUAAUACAUCAGAAAUGAUAGAGAACCAGUUGCGAACAGUACCAUCCUUAAACAAUGCAUUUCCAGAACAUUUAGCUCUUCUUUUAGAUAUCUGGCGUCAAGCUCAAAAAAGAGUAUUUUCGUACUUCGAAUUGUCUGCUGACGCUUAUUUCAAAUUUUUGCAAUUAAUUUGUGCAUCAGAUUUUAUCAAUCACAGUGGUGAAAAUGCCGUUGUUAAUGCAACUCUUCGUCUACUUCGAUUAAUAGUGAAACAUGCAAUGGAGUUACAAACAGUACUCGAGUCGGGUUUAGCAAAUACACCUACUCAACCCUGGAAAGUUAUUAUACCCCAGUUGUUCUCUAGACUCAAUCAUCCAGAGACUUAUGUACGAAAAUGUGUUUCUGACUUGUUGUGUCGACUGGCAGAAGAUACUCCUCAUCUUAUUACUUUUCCUGCUGUUGUUGGCGCUGUCGAAAAUGAACAAAAUAGUUUAACUGAAUUGCACGUACCAAGAUCUUACUUAUCAAAUGAUGAUGCUGAAAGCGAUGACGAUCUCGAAUUGGAAGAUAAUGUAAGUGAUAAAGUUAGCAAUAACGAAUUAAAUUCCUGUUUCUUAGACAUGGUUGAAACCUUAGCCAAACAAGCUCCGCAAACAAUACUUCAAGUAAAAUUAUUAGUCAAAGAACUACAACGCAUUAAUUUACUUUGGGAUGAAUUAUGUUUGGGUACAUUAGUCCAGCAUCACUCUGAGUUCAAUAAACGACUCUCUCAAUUAGAAAAUGAAAUCGCCAAAGUGAAAAAUAAUCAGAACUUAUCUGGAGAAGAAAAAGAAAAGCUUAUUAAAGAAAAACAUCGUAUAAUUUUCGAACCUGUUGUGUUUGUGCUAGAACAACUUCAUCAAAUUACUUCUGCGAAACCAGAGACGCCACAUGAAGUGUCAUUCCAAAGCAAAUUUCAAGCAAUUAUAGUCGAUGUCAUUGAUAAGAUGAAGAAUCCUGUAAAUCCAGAAAAACCACAAGAGUCAUGGGCGCCUUUGAAACAGUUUCAAAUAAAGUUACAACAAAAAGUAAAUAAAAGGACAUCAUACAUUUUGAAAAUGUCAGAUAUAAGUCCCAUAUUGGCAGAAUUAAGAAACACUGUUAUAACAAUGCCAGGAUUACACACAAAUCAAAGAACUGUUCGCAUCACUAUUAAAUCAAUUGAAAACAACGUCGCUAUUUUACCGACGAAGACGAGACCAAAGAAAUUAAUCUUCUACGGGUCAGAUGGCAAGGCGUACACCUACUUAUUCAAAGGACUAGAAGAUCUUCAUUUAGACGAAAGAAUAAUGCAGUUGUUGUCUAUAACAAAUACAAUGUUGGCUCGUGAUUCUGAAAAUAACGACAACCAAACAUACAGGGCCCGUCAUUAUUCCGUCAUUCCGUUGGGUCCUCGAUCAGGUUUGAUCAGUUGGGUUGACAACGUGACUCCCUUAUUCGCCUUAUAUAAACGCUGGCAGAACAGAGAAGCUGCAAUCCUAUCAGCUAAAACAAAUAAGACCGUUAACGUGUUGAGACCGUCGGAGCUCUUUUACAAAAAGCUGAAUCCACUUCUAAAAGAGGCGGGUGUAGCGACCGAGAAUAGAAAAGAAUGGCCGGUGUCGAUUUUAAAGCGGGUCUUGGAGGAGUUAUCGGCGGAGACGCCACGCGAUUUGUUGUGGAGGGAGUUGUGGUGCAGUAGCGUGACUCCAGAGCAGUGGUGGCAAAUGACGCGGCGCUACAGCUACUCAGUGGCCGUAAUGAGUACUAUCGGUUAUAUAAUCGGUUUGGGUGAUAGACAUUUGGACAAUGUGCUCGUGGACUUGACGACCGGUGAGGUUGUGCAUAUUGAUUAUAACGUGUGCUUCGAGAAAGGCAAGACGCUGCGAGUGCCGGAGAAGGUGCCGUUCAGGAUGACUCCGAAUUUGGUGACGGCGCUCGGUGUGACGGGGGUUGAGGGCAUCUUCCGUUUGGCCUGCGAGCACGUGAUCCGCACGAUGCGCCGCGGCCGCGAGACGCUGCUGACGCUGCUCGAGGCGUUCGUGUACGACCCGCUGGUGGAGUGGGGCGGCGGCCGGCGGCGGCGCGGCGCGAGGCACGUGCGAGCCGCGCGGGCGAUGCUGGCCGUGCGGGUGCAGGAGCUACGGCACAGCGUCACCGAAGUCACGGAACAACUAGUGUCUUUAUUACCUGAAGUUAAGAAAUGCGCUGAAAAGUGGCUCGAGGAAAACGAAGAGCUAAACAGAGUCGAGACCAAGUUACAAGAAUGUCACAUUCAAAUGGUUCUAAUCAAAGAGAUAGAAUCAUACGGCAGUAACCUCGCCAACCAUCCUCUGUAUACAAUUUCUCAAAAAUAUACAUCGUACAAACAAGCUAAGAAUGCCGUUGAAGAUUCCAUGAAGGCUCUCGUAAAAAUACUUAACGAUUUUGACACUCAAAUAGAGAAUUUUGCGACCACAAACGAAGUCCUGAAUGGGCCACAGCUGAUGGCGUGGGUACAAGAGUUUUCGGGAACUAAUGAAGAUGACGAUAAACCGAUAUUUGAACACGUUAAAGAAUUUUUGACCAACGCCGGACAGGGCACAAUGCUGACUCAGUGUGAGCAAGCGGAAGCUGAACUAAAUCAAUGUAUGCAGCAGACUAAUGUCCUCAUUCGCUCUUGUCUCGAGCUGCUAUCACAAUACGUCGCAGUCUCACAAUACUACCCGCAAAGUCAAACAGAAUACCAUCGCAUUGUUAUGUUCCGUAAAUACCUAGCCACGGCAUUAGAAAGCAAAUCACCAGAGGUAUGUCGAGAAGUAGCCAAUCAGGUGAACGCUUUAGUCAAUUCAGAUAAUGCCAGCGGUGAUGCACAACAAAUCAUCGCAUACAACUAUCGCCUGCAGCAACUAAAUGCUGAAGCUAAUGCUCAUCUAAAUAAAUGCCUCGAAAGAUUGCAGUUGGAGGGUGGGGCUGAUGCGAUUGUUAUAGCGCAAGAGGCGUACAAUGAAGCCAAAGCUAACAUUAGCAACUGGGUGAGAACCGAAGAAGGCGCGGCGGCCACUUUAGAAAGUGUGGUCAUUGGAAUGCUAUGCAACUUGAACAGGAGAUAUUUAAUGCUCGAAAACGGUGCUCAAAGCGCGGGCGAUUGUCUCGUAGACCUAACUUCGAGGGAAGGGGAGUGGUUCUUAGAUGAUAUGAGCGCGUUAUCCGUGCAGGCUGUCGAGCUGCUCUCGCUGUUGCCGCUCCAAUCAGCGUCCGUAGAAGACGCAUCGAUGGCCGUCGCGGUCGAAUGCGUGCGAAAUGCCAAUCUAUUGCUAGCUGAUUUGGUUCAGCUGAAUUACAAUUUUAGCACCAUCAUUCUUCCCGAAGCCUUGAAGAAGGUGCAUUCAGAGGAUCCGUCGACGUUGCACAUGAUAAACGAACUGAAUGCCGUAAUAAUGAAUUCGCCGGUACCCUUGAACGAGAUACUGGCUCAACUGGAAGUGCAUUUUAGAUACCUGCUUAUGGAUAUGGAGUCCCCCGCAGCCGGCGCGCAAGUGUUAGCUGCCGAGCUGCGCGGCCGCUACGAGGCGCUCCUGUCGGCGAGCCCCGAGGAGGGCCCGGCCGGCGGCCGCAUGCUGCUGAUGGGCUUCAACGGGCUCUUCGCGGCCGUCGAGCUGCGCAGCCGCGAGCUGGCCGACCACCUCAGCGCGCCCGUGCCCCAGGCCUGGCGGAAGAUCGACCAUAUCAACGACGCCUUGCACAUGUCGGCGGCGAUGCAGCGCAGCGCGCUACGCGGCGUGCUCGAGGAUAUGUUCUUCGUGCGGCGCGUGCAGACCGCCGCCGAGGUGUUCGCGCUGUGCGCGCAGCUGGCGGCGGCGCACCGUGGGGCGCCGGGUGCCGCGGGUGCCGUCGGUGCCGCGGGUGCCGCCGGGCCCGCGCUGGCGGCGGACGCGGGCGCGCUGUGCAAGCCGGUGCGGCGCUUCACGGCCGAGUACGUGUCGCGCUGCGUGCUGGGCGUGCCGUCGCGCGCGCUCGCCUGCGUGCUGUGCCUGCUGCUGCGCCGCAACCGGCUCGACCUGCACGACGAGGUCGAGCAGAAGGAGAUCGGCGCCUCGUGGAGCGUGUCGCUGGAGUCGCUGUGCGAGAAGGUCUGGCGGCGCGGGUGGCGGCGGGGCGGGCGCGCGCGCACCGCGCCGGCGCCGCGCUGCGGGCGGCCGACUGCGCGCGCGCCGCCGCCCGCGCCGCGCGCCUGCGGGCCGCCGCGCACACGCACCUGCACGCCGAGGUGA